Molecule: messenger RNA, 1068 nt
Organism: Daucus carota subsp. sativus
Lineage: Eukaryota; Viridiplantae; Streptophyta; Magnoliopsida; Apiales; Apiaceae
Exons: 1
Coding region: 1-1068 (355 amino acids)
Source: RefSeq, a predicted model, not a curated record
AUGUCUAAUGAUCGUAGUUGGAUUACUCGACGUAUGAAACCCGGUGGUUAUGGUUUUACGGAUGAAUAUAAUGAGGGGGUUAAAUAUUUUUUGGCAUUUGCGCGAAGUAAUUCAAGAACACCAAAUGAUCAGAAUCUUUUAAUCAAUUGUCCUUGCAAUAUAUGUAGGAAUCAAUUAUUCCAGCUCAUUCCCGAUGUUGAGUUUCAUUUAAUUGCAACCGGUUUUUUAGAAAGUUAUACUAAUUGGCACUAUCAUGGAGAAGCUAGUGGUUCAAGAAAUGAACAAAUGGAUGAUCGUGAAGAUGUAUAUGAUGAAUAUGAAAUGUUUAUCGAUGCAUUUGGUAAGGAGGCUUUUAAUGAAGAAAAAAGUAACCACGAAGACCCGAAUGAGCAAGCAUCCAAUUUCUUAAAAAAUGUGAAUAUAGUCGGUGAGCCAAUAUACCCGGGAAAUGUCAAAUACUCUCAAUUGAAGUUUGUAACGAAGUUACUGCAUUGGAAGAAUCGCAACAAAUGUAGUGACAAAGCCUUUGAUGAGCUUCUCCUUUUACUUGGAGAUGUGUUUCCAGAUCAACAUAAGCUUUCAUUCAAUUAUUAUGCUGUCAAGAAGAUGGUUAAGAAGCUGAGUUUGGGAUAUCAAAAAAUACAUGCAUGCGAGAAUGAUUGUAUGUUAUUCUACGGUGAUGAUAAAGAUCUACAACAUUGCAAGUAUUGUAAAUUAAGCCGAUACAAAGUUGCAACAAAUGCUGGGAAUAACACCAUUCUAAGAAAGGUCUUGAGACAUUUCAAGAUUACUCCUCGGUUGCAGCGUUUGUACAUGUCUACUCGCACGGCUAUGCAUAUGAAGUAUCACAAGAACAGAAUUGUGACUGAUGGGGUUCUUACUCAUCCUGCAGAUGGGGAAGAAUGGAAGGACUUUGAUAGGAACUAUCCUGAAUUUUCAGCUGAAAUUCGUAAUGUCAGACUUGGCCUUGCAACUGAUGGAUUUCCCCCGUACAGCAAUGCUACCUCUACAGUAUACUCGGUAUGGCCAGUUGUACUACAGUAUACUCGGUAUGGCCAGUUUUCCUAG